CUGAGGGUCGGAGGCUCGGUGGGCGUGGACGAAAAAUGCCCCGCCUUUCCUAAAAUCACUCUUUGUCCUUGUUUUGCUGAGACUCUGAACACAACAUGUUGCUGAGGAGCUGCUGCACCUUCUGGAUUCUGCUGUCAGGCAUCGCUGCUGCUGCAGUGUUUGUAGAGAAGCAUGAAGCCAACAGAGUGCUGCAGAGAUGGCGGCGAGCGAACAGCGGCUACCUGGAGGAGAUGAAACCAGGAAACCUGGAGAGGGAAUGCAUCGAGGAGACGUGCGACUACGAGGAGGCUCGAGAAACUUUCGAAGACGACGAUAAGACGAAACAAUUCUGGCUGACGUAUGACCGUCGUGAACCGUGCCUGACCAACCCAUGUCAGAACAAUGGCUCAUGCGUCUACAUAGGGACGUCCUACGAGUGUUACUGCCCUGAGGGAUUUGAAGGACAAUACUGUGAGAAAGCGGUAGAAGACCUACUGAAGUGUCUUUACCACAACGGACACUGUCAGCAUUUCUGUGACGGCUCGGGAGAAAGGCGUAGAUGUUUCUGCGCUGACGGAUACAAACUGGGAGAGGACGGACAAACGUGUAUCGCUCAAGUGGAGUAUCCAUGUGGUCAGAUGAACCAGAGCAUUGUGGGUCAGAUCAGGCUGGUGGGAGCUAACCACUGCGCCAAAGGAGAGUGUCCCUGGCAGGUUCUGGUUCAGUUAAACGGAAGCAGUCACUGUGGAGGGGUGCUGAUCAAUCCAGACUGGGUCGUCACCGCUGCCCACUGUAUCCAUGGCAACAACCCCCAAAACCUUGCUGUGGUUGCAGGGGAACACCACUUGGACAUUGAAGACGGCACAGAACAGAAGAUACCUGUUUCCAUGGCGAUCGCCCAUAAAGGCUAUGUCCCAGAGACGGGUGACAGUGAUGUUGCCUUGCUGCAGCUGAGUCGCCCCGUCACCUUGAACAGCUAUGCCAUCCCUAUCUGCCUGCCGACCAAAGACUUUGCCGAACGCGAGCUCCUGCCGGUCCGCUACCACACCCUGUCUGGCUGGGGCAAGAGGACCACUGGGGGCAACGCUGUGAAACCCGGUGCCCUGCCCUUUGUGCCGGUCUCCCCCGUCCUUCGCAAGUUUUCUGUCCCCAUCAUCCAGAACUCCGAGUGCUCCCAGAGAGCCCGGUUCAACGUCACCCACAACAUGCUGUGUGCCGGAUACCUGGAGGGUCACGGGGAGAGUUGCCGCGGAGACGACGGGAGCCCACUGGUCACGCUCUACGGCUCCACCCACUUCCUGACGGGCCUGGUCAGCUGGGGGAAGGGCUGUUCACACCCGGGGUAUUAUGGGGUGUAUGCGAACAUGGCCAACUUUGUGGAGUGGGUGGAGGGCGUCAUAAAAGACCCGUCACCCAUGACGACAGCCAAAAGAAACUGGUGGAGAAAGCUGCAGUGACGGCUUUUGACAUGAUAGAACAGAAGCCAGUUUAAUAAAAUAUGUUUUUAGGAAUCAAUCUGUUUCAAAUCUUCAAUUCUUUAUGUCAUCAUGAAACAUUAUCGUGACAUUAAAGCACUUUAAUUUUC
This is a messenger RNA of Siniperca chuatsi (mandarin fish), 1564 nucleotides long. It is a transcript of the gene f7i, whose product is annotated as coagulation factor VIIi. The record is from RefSeq and is a predicted model, not a curated record. Gene Ontology annotation, molecular function: serine-type endopeptidase activity; calcium ion binding. Gene Ontology annotation, cellular component: extracellular region. The transcript is spliced from 8 exons. Gene Ontology annotation, biological process: proteolysis; blood coagulation. NCBI's taxonomy places the organism in Eukaryota, Metazoa, Chordata, Actinopteri, Centrarchiformes, Sinipercidae. The coding region runs from base 96 to 1436 and encodes 446 amino acids.